CUUUGGUAAUUGCACAAUUUCUUCUUUUUGGGAGUAGUACGAAUAGGUUAGAUUUUAUUUUGGGGUUUUGUGCUUUGAAAUCUAAAAUAGAAGUAAUAAUUAUUUUCAAAUAUGGCACAAAGUAAAAUAAAUGAUAUGGCAGGAAAGUUUGCCAAAGGCGGCCCACCUGGAUUGGGUAUAGGUCUAAAAGUAGUGGCUGUCGUCGGUGCGGCGGCCUAUGGCAUCUCUCAAUCAUUGUAUACCGUUGAAGGUGGUCAUCGUGCCAUCAUGUUUAACAGGAUAGGCGGAGUGCAGCAACAUGUCAUGAGUGAAGGUAUGCACUUUCGCGUUCCGUGGUUCCAGUAUCCCAUCAUCUACGACAUUAGAUCAAGACCCCGCAAAAUUUCCUCUCCUACCGGCUCCAAAGACUUGCAAAUGGUGAAUAUAUCAUUGAGAGUUCUCUCACGCCCUAACUCCAGCACGCUGCCUACCAUGUACAGACAACUUGGUACUGACUAUGAUGAAAAAGUGUUACCCUCUAUUUGCAACGAAGUUCUUAAAUCAGUAGUUGCUAAAUUCAAUGCUUCCCAGCUUAUCACGCAACGUCAGCAAGUAUCCCUGCUCAUUAGGCGAGAACUGGUGGAACGCGCAGCUGAUUUCAACAUAAUUCUUGAUGAUGUAUCUCUCACCGAGCUAAGUUUUGGCAAAGAGUACACUGCUGCUGUUGAAGCUAAACAAGUAGCACAGCAGGAGGCUCAGCGUGCCGCUUUCGUGGUUGAAAGGGCUAAGCAGGAGCGCCAACAGAAGAUUGUGCAAGCCGAGGGAGAAGCUGAAGCUGCAGAGAUGUUGGGUAAAGCUAUGGGAAUGAACCCUGGAUACUUGAAAUUAAGGAAAAUCCGUGCAGCUCAAAGCAUUUCAAGAAUGAUUGCACAAUCUCAAAAUAGAGUAUUCCUCCCUGGCAACAGUUUGAUGAUCAACCUGCAGGACCCCACCUUUGACGACUUGUCGGAGAAACUCACCAAGAAGAAGUAACAUGAGGAUGAGAGUGUGUGCGCUGAAGGGCUGAAGCCAGCGACCACUCUUACAGAUGAAGCCGCUGUUAUAAUCAGUGGUGCUACUUCAGUCGCAGUUUGAAUGUUGCAUUAAUAUAGGAAGCAUUUCACAAAACAAACAAAAUUAUGAUGUUCCACUUAUAUAUGUUGCAUUUUACGUUAUUUAGUUAUGUAGGUAACUUAGUGUGUAUGUAUGGUCAGAUGAUGGCAAAAUAAAAACCUUAAAAAUA
Manduca sexta (tobacco hornworm) is the source of this 1261-nucleotide messenger RNA. RefSeq names its product prohibitin-2 (gene Phb2). Gene Ontology annotation, cellular component: mitochondrion; membrane. The transcript has a single exon. Lineage: Eukaryota; Metazoa; Arthropoda; Insecta; Lepidoptera; Sphingidae. Gene Ontology annotation, biological process: mitochondrion organization. The coding region runs from base 112 to 1011 and encodes 299 amino acids. The record is from RefSeq and is a predicted model, not a curated record.